CGGUUACACUGAUGCUGCGUUCAAGACGACUCGGAUGUUUUCCGACCUCGUCCUUGCAAAGUGCAGUGGACGCCAACUGCAGUCGGAGUUCGAACUUGUGAACUCGGGAAAACUCACCUACCUCUAGUUCACGGAGCAGCAGUUGUCUGACGUCACACGACAUGAAGGCGCUCAUGGAGACGUAGGACCUGUAUCUGAGGCCAGAGCCUGUGCUUUGUGACUGUGCGCGUGCGCGUGCUCUCUCCCUCUCAUGUAUUGAUUGUGUUUCCAAGUUUGAUCUAUAUAAAUGUUUCGGUGUGGACGGAAGCUGCUCCGGUCACGUGACUCUCCUCACGCGACAAACAUUCCCACGGUCACACGUUUGUUUACCUUUGACGUCAUCACUGUGCGCUGGAACGUUUUCUGUAACGCAGCCGUUCGAGUCUGAUCACUUGUGUGACGUCACCUGUCGUCAACAUGGAGGCGACGUGUGCAGAGGAAGUGAAGACACGCAGGUCAGGGAACCUGAGGAGGCCCCUGAGCACAGCGCAGAGGUUCACGUGCACGGGCCCGUCCAUCAACACUGAGCAACACUGUGAGCUGCUGGGUUUCCUCCCUCAGAACUACCAGUACCAUGUGUGCAGGUACAGAGCUGUGAGCCAAUCAGAAGCCGACCACGUCAGCUUCGAGGCCACGGUGAGGAUGUCCCUGAGGUCGAAGGAGGAGAUCCAGGUGUGGCUCAGGUCCAUGGCGGUCACAUGGCGAGUGGCCCACACCCGGCCCACCAAAGGCCGCAGGAUCAUCUUCAAGGCGGACUACAGGUGUCAGUACAACACCAAACCCAGAGACAAACUGACGAGGGCGACUAAAAACACCGACUGUCCUGCCAAACUGAAAGUGACGCUGGUUCGUACUGAGGCGUCCAGAGGUCAACGCAGCAGAAACACGGAUCCUCACAUCCCAGAAUACCCCACGCUCGUCCACAUCAGCAACAUCCACAAUCACAGCGUCCGCAUGGCGAGUUCAGGAAUGACCACGACAGCCGCUGACGCACCACAAGAUGUUUUUGACAGGAAGGAGUGGAGCUCCAUGAUCGGCGAGUUUUCGGCCGUGGCUCAGAGCAGUGCCGGGUUUCAACGAGCAGCUGUAGCCAUGAUGAAGACCUUCCACGCGCUGAAGGGGAACCCCUCCAUGCUGCAGUCGGCCAUGCACAUGUUUGGCCACAAUGGCGCCAACGGCCUGGCAUCACGGACUCCCCCACGCAGUGGACCGCCCUCCUCUAUGUUCCCCCGAAAGGUCAAGCUCGAUGGGAGACGCAAACCCACUGCCAGGACACUGGACUCUCAAAGUUCAUCAUCGACAGUUGAUGUCUUCUGCAGCGAGCAAACAUAACAAACAUGUAACCCCCCCACCCUUCACCAACCCCCCCAUGGCUGGGAGCAUUCAGUGGAUGACCUCCAUCCACUCAUGAGCAGGAUGAACAGAUGAAACCACAUCUGGAUCAGGGGUCGGAUCCAAGAAUUUGAUCUUUCUGUAACGGCGUCGGCCCUCAUCACCAAAAGCUCUGGAAUCUCCUCGUCUUUCCAAGUUGACGUCUUCGUCUUCUACGCGUACGGCUCCUCUUCUUCAUCCUCAGACAUCUUCUAGAAUUUUUUUUUUAAGUUAUUACCUUAAAUUUUCUGACAAAAUGGAUUUUUAUAAACGUGUUUUUUAAAUUUUCUCAGCUGUUUGUUUCUUAACACUGAUUUUAUCUCGUUUGUGUAGUUUUUCCUAAAUAAAGUUUUUCAUGUUA
Hippoglossus stenolepis (Pacific halibut) is the source of this 1771-nucleotide messenger RNA. RefSeq lists its product as uncharacterized. The record is from RefSeq and is a predicted model, not a curated record. Bases 457 to 1371 code for a protein of 304 amino acids. NCBI's taxonomy places the organism in Eukaryota, Metazoa, Chordata, Actinopteri, Pleuronectiformes, Pleuronectidae. The transcript is spliced from 6 exons.